CUCCCUUAGUUAACAAUGACCACUUGGUCUAGUAUUGUCCUACUGCUUAGCCUGGGCCUUUUGGCCGCAGAUGCAGCUGCCCCGUGGUGGCAAACGGCAUCCUUUUAUCAGAUCUAUCCGCGUUCCUUUAAGGACAGCGAUGGGGAUGGUGUUGGGGAUUUGAAUGGCGUAACCGAGAAACUGGAAUACCUUAAGGAAAUUGGAGUGACAGCUACUUGGCUGUCACCAUUUCUAAAAUCACCAAUGGCCGACUUUGGAUACGAUAUAUCGGACUUUAAAGAGGUAGAUCCUCUGUUUGGCACCAUGAAGGACUUUGAGAAUAUGGUGAAGCGUGCCAAGCAGCUGAAUGUGAAGAUCAUUCUGGACUUUGUGCCAAAUCACUCGAGUGAUGAAUGCGAUUGGUUUAAACGCUCCGCUGCCGGCGAGAAGAAGUACAAGGAUUACUACAUCUGGCAUCCAGGAUUUGUUGAGAACGGUGUGCGCAGACCUCCCACCAAUUGGGUGAGCGUGUUCCGUGGCUCGGCCUGGGAAUGGCAUGAGGGUCGACAGGAGUACUAUCUACAUCAGUUCCACAAGAAACAACCAGACUUUAACUUCCGCAAUCCCAUUGUGCGCGAGGAAAUGAACGAUGUGCUGAGGUUUUGGCUAGAAAAGGGUGUCGACGGCUUCCGUGUGGAUGCCAUCUAUCACGCCUUUGAGGUUGAGGCUGAUGAGAAUGGCAACUACCCGAACGAACCACGCAACGAUUGGACCAAUGAUCCCGAUGAGUAUGGAUACACUCACAAAAUCUACACUGUAGAUCAGCCCGAAACUCCACAUUUGGUCUACGAAUGGCGUGAGAUCUUGGAUCAGUUUCAGCAGGACAACGGUGGCGAUGAACGUAUACUGAUGGUUGAGACCUGGUCCCCAAUUGAGAUUGUGAUGCAUUAUUAUGGCAAUGGAACGGCCGAGGGAGCACAGAUACCCUUCAAUUUCCAGCUGAUAAGCAAUCUGCAUUACGAUUCCGAUGCCUAUCACUACGAGUACUUGAUCAACAACUGGCUAUCGCAAAUGCCAAGUGGCAAGAGUGCCAACUGGGUGAUUGGCAAUCACGAUAAGAAUCGUGUUGGCUCCCGCUUUGGUGCCGAUCGCGUUGAUCUGUUCAACGUCCUGCUGCUCACACUUCCUGGCUGCAGUAUUACCUACCAGGGCGAGGAGCUGGGCAUGCUGGAUGCCUACAUCUCGUGGAAGGAUACUGUUGAUCCCCAGGCAUGCAAUGGACAUGAGGACAACUACAUGGCCAUGUCCCGUGAUCCUGCCAGGACACCCAUGCAUUGGACCGAUGGAAAGUUCAGUGGUUUCACCACCGGUGACUCCACCUGGCUGCCAGUUGCCCAAGAUUAUCGACAACGUAAUGUGCAAACGGAACGAGGUGUCGCCGUCAGCCAUCUGAAUGUCUUCAAGCGUCUGCAGCAGCUCCGAAAGGAGCCAACCAUCGAGCAGGGAUCUGCAGAGAUCAAGGCCGUCAGUGGCUAUGUUUUGGCAGUGAAGCGCUAUCUGAGUGGCAACUAUGUUUACAUUUCACUCUUUAACAUUUUCGGCCACAUUGAGAAUGUUAAUCUGAAUGAUGUUUUCAGUGGACUCCCGGCAAAAUUCCAGUAUGCUCUCGUGACUGGCAAAUCCAUCAAGCAAUUGGGUGAUCAGGUUUCCGCCAGCAGUAUCACCCUGAUGCCCUACGAGGCAAUUGUCCUCCGUUCGACAACCACAAUUUAGCCAUAAAUGUGCAGAAACCGAUUGCAAAAAUAAAUAAAAUACUCUCCAUCAUGA
Messenger RNA from Drosophila innubila, 1806 nucleotides. Its product is annotated as maltase A3. The coding region runs from base 16 to 1752 and encodes 578 amino acids. The transcript has 4 exons. The record is from RefSeq and is a predicted model, not a curated record. Gene Ontology annotation, biological process: carbohydrate metabolic process. Lineage: Eukaryota; Metazoa; Arthropoda; Insecta; Diptera; Drosophilidae.